Talaromyces marneffei is the source of this 2331-nucleotide messenger RNA. RefSeq lists its product as uncharacterized. The coding region runs from base 1 to 2331 and encodes 776 amino acids. Gene Ontology annotation, cellular component: mitochondrial intermembrane space. Gene Ontology annotation, biological process: proteolysis; peptide metabolic process. NCBI's taxonomy places the organism in Eukaryota, Fungi, Ascomycota, Eurotiomycetes, Eurotiales, Trichocomaceae. The transcript has 3 exons. The record is from RefSeq and is a predicted model, not a curated record. Gene Ontology annotation, molecular function: metalloendopeptidase activity.
AUGGAUCCUGUGUUUUCACACUCGAAAGCACAGGAUUCAACCCUCGCCCAUACCUUCCGAUUCCGUGUUGCCCUCCUAUCCCUCCUCCUUUUCUUCUCCAUAUUCCUUGUCCUGACCUCGAAUGGCACAGCCCUUGAUAUCUACAUCCGACUAGGAUCUUCAUUUAGCAGACCAUUAUCCACAUCAUAUCCUCAACCUCCGCUGAGUAGCGGCAACAUCGCAGCCAUUCCGUACAACAGCCCCCCUCAACAUCCUCCCCUUUUCACAGCCACAAAUGAAUCCUUGAUCUCCGAUGCGCAAAGAAUCUGCGCAAGGAAAUUAUCCCUACUAGAUCAACUGACGGAAAAUACUAGCCCCGAUGCAGCCACCUUUGACAGCGUUUUGUUGCCUAUCGCUCAGGAGGAGGAUGCAGCUAUGCUAGAAAGAAGAAUUAUCGGGUUUUAUCAGGAUGUGUCUACAAACUGUGAUUUGCGAGAUGCAAGUUCUGAGGCACAGCAGAUAAUAGAGGAGUGUGAUAUCGAGGCGUAUAUGAGAGAGGAUAUCUUUUCUCUAGUACAAGCUGUUUGGGACAAAUCGCAGAAGGGUGGGAGUAGAUUGGAUGGGGAGAGCUUCAGGCUGUUAAAAAAGGAGAGAAAGAGCUAUAUCCGCAAUGGUUUGGGGAUUGAAAAAGGGCCGAAGAGAGACCGGUUCAAGGAGAUAAAGAGGAGAUUGAGUCAGCUGUCGAUUCAGUUUCAGAAAAACUUGAACGAGGAAAAUGGGGGUGUUUGGUUUAUGAAACCGGAGUUGGAGGGUGUGCCGGAGGAUGUCUUGAGUGGUCUAGAAUUAGGCACAGGGGAGAAUGAGGGCAAGGUCAAAGUGUCUUUUGAUUAUACGGAUCUGUUUCCCGCUCUCAAAUUUGCGUUGCAUGGGGAGACAAGGCAGAAGCUAUAUGUUCAAAACGAGAAUAAACUCAACCAAAAUGUCCCGUUGUUCAGGGAAGCUAUCAUCCUGAGAGACGAAGCCGCUAGAUUGUUGGGAUAUCCAGACCAUGCCUCGUUUCGGAUAGAAGACAAAAUGGCCGAGUCAGCAGAGAGUGUGAUCAGUUUCCUUGGUGAUCUCAAGGAACGCCUUACGCCAGGGGGUGCCAAAGAGGUUGCGCAUCUAAGUCAACUAAAGAGUGAAGAUCUCAAAUCAAGAGGGCUAGCUCAUACAAAUGAUGGCAACUAUUACCUCUGGGACGACAGGUUCUACGAUCAAUUGAUGGUUAGCAAGGAAUUCUCAUUUGAUGAGCAGCUAAUUGCCGAGUAUUUCCCUCUUCAGUCUACUAUUGAGGGGAUGCUAGCAAUCUUCGAAGAGCUAAUGGGUUUUGUAUUUGUUGAACUUGGCUCUGCAGAUGGAGCAAAGAUAUCACCUACUGGCAAAAGUGCAGACAUUACAUGGCAUGAAGACGUUAAGAUCUUUAGUGUUUGGGAUGAUGAAGGAGAAGGCAAUGGUUUUGUGGGCUACUUUUACAUGGACCUUCACCCUCGUCCCGGAAAAUUCGGACAUGCUGCCAAUUUCGCUCUACAACCAGGGUUUAUUUUACCUAAUGGCACGCGUCGAUACCCCGCGACAGCACUCGUAUGCAAUUUCUCGAAGCCAGCCAAGGAUAAACCGUCGCUUCUCAAGCAUGAUGAAAUCGUACUCUUGUUCCACGAACUCGGCCAUGGCAUUCAUGAUCUCGCCGGCCGAACUAGAUAUUCUCAGUUUCAUGGAACAAAUGUUGUACGGGACUUUGUUGAGGCCCCGUCGCAAAUGCUCGAGUAUUGGUGUUGGAAUUCUUCAGUCCUCAAAUCCCUCAGCAAACAUUACAAGACAGGCGAGCAGAUUCCUGAUAAUCUGAUCGCGAAGCUGAUUAGCACCAAACAUGUCAAUGGUGCACUGGACAACCUCCAUCAACUUCAUUUCGGCAUUUUUGACAUGGAGGUUCACACACCAAGAAGUCACAAGGAAUCUGAGUCUAUUAAUUAUUCUGAGUUAUACAACGAUAUUCGUGCUCAAACCUACGGUCUAAAGGGUCUCGAAGCCUUAGGCGUGAGAUCAGACUGGGGGCAUGGUGAGGCUAUAUUUGGUCAUUUGAUGGGCGAAUACGAUGCUGGUUAUUACGGGUAUCUGAGCAGUCAAGUCUAUAGCGCAGACAUGUUCUCCUCUGUUUUUGAAAAGGAUCCCAUGAAUGGGAAGGAAGGCAGACGUUACAGACAUAUGGUCCUGGAGAAAGGUGGGAGUCAGCAAGAGAUAAAGAUUUUGGAGGACUUUUUAGGGAGAAAACCAAGUACAGAGGCGUUUUAUAAGGAACUGGGCUUAGAGAAUUAG